AUGAAUGCGAGGGAAGCGGCAGCGGCCGGCAAUUAUGGCGAAUCCGUGUUAAAUUAUUUAACUGUGCUAAGGACAGUUUCUGAUAUCAAGAAAAAAGAGUUUUCUUCUGAAUUUUGUCAAGCUUUGGCGAAACUGAUCGAUGACGAUUCGGGCUUUUGCAAAGAUAAGCGAUCGGUGUUUGAUCUCAGUCGGGAGGUUUUUCCUACAGACCCUGAAGUCUUAGAACUUUCCGUGCGGUUCCUCUAUUUUUCUGGGGCUUUAUUGGAUGCCUUGCAUAUUGCCAAGAAAUGUCUAACCUGUUGUGAAAAUAACGAACAGUAUAUACGUGCACUGGUUAACGCAGAAAAUAUUAAAUCUAAUGUCUUUGAUCAGUGGCAUUGGGCGAUGCUGAAUGACCAAAAACGGAACUCAUUAUAUGCAGAAGCACUUUCGUUAACGCUUCGUGAUAAUCCUCAAAAUCGUGUCUUGGAUAUUGGUGGUGGGACUGCCCUGCUAAGUAUUUUCGCUUCAAGAUAUUCUGAUUGUGUAUACUGCUGUGAAGUUUCGAGCAAUAUAUGCUCUCUUGCUAGAAGAAUUGUCAGAGACAGUGAUAAGAUCUGCAUCAUUGAAAGACAUUCAACCGAAAUAGAAUUAAAAGAGCUUGGUCAUCAAAAGGUGGAUAUUGUUGUAACCGAGACAAUGGACAGUGGAUUGUUUGGGGAAAAAAUUGUCAGCUCGCUGCUUGACGCACACCGCAGAUUGGCGAAGUCAAAUGCAGUUUUUAUACCUCACAAAGGAACUGUUUUUGGUGUUGUGAUUGAGUGUAAUCAAAUAUUUCUCGAACAUGUUGCUACGAUACGUGGAGCACAUUUCAUUUCCCGUUUUGUCAAGCCCAGUGGGAGUGAUGCAAAAGAACCAUAUUGGUGUUGUUAUGUUGACGAGACCAAAGGAGGCUUCUUACCGUUAACGUCACCUGUAAAGUUGGCGGACGUGUAUUUUAACGAUGCAGCGAAUCUAAAAAAACUGUCUGACGGUUUUUCGGCUAUUUCAAAAACUGUAUUCAACAAGAAAGGAAAUGCGCAUGCCUUAAUUGUCUGUUUAUUUAGGUGCGAGUUGCUUCCUGGAAUGCUGUUACUCUCCAGCAAUCCUGCAAGAAAAAGUUGUUGGCAGCAAGCAGUAUUUCCUUUCCCCUUCGUCCGUAAUAUUAAGUCUGGUGAUGAAUGUGCUAUAUCGGUAUUUAUCAGUCAAGAUAGAUUGUCCUGUGAGCUUCUCGACAGUUCAUUCUCUGAUCCUCUCCUGCCAGAACGCAGCGGAUCAGCAAACAUGGGAAAGGAAAUGCUGGAAACAACUACUAUGAUGGCUGACUUUUCAAAAGCUAAACAGAAAGGCGGUAUAGACACUGCAGAUAUUGGCACAGGACAGAGCAGGAAUAUUAGUUCUGCCUCAACGCUUUUGGAGGAAACCGAUUUCUUGUAUUUAAAUGACUGUUAUCUUGAGGAAUUCUUCUACAAGUGCCUGCUUGAUGUGUUCCAGCUUUCAUACAAAAUUGCUGAUCUAACAGAAAUUGCUUCAGUUUCUUUGAAACUGAAACAUUCGUUUCGUUUCUACUAUGGUAUUUGCUUCUACCAAAACCAUGACUACAUGACUAUUAUGGAACGUUGUUGUGGAAGUAACAAGAACAACGUUUUCCCUUAUGGCAGUUCAGAAUUUCCAUGUCAAGCGGAUGUAAUCUUAUUCUGGCCGCUGGCUUCACCGGGAUACUUGUGUGAAACGUCACUAAAUCGAGUGGUAGAUAUGAAAAUCAUUAACCCUACAGCUAUUGUAGUCCCAUCAAACAUCACUCUGUUCGGAGUUAUAGUUUCUUGCGGGCAAAUCUCCAAAAGGUCAAAACCGAAGCCAGAAGCAUACGCUGGGGCAGACUUAUCUGCUGCGGAAAGCUUUGCGAUUUCGUAUUACUAUGAUAUUGAGGAGCUUGCAUUGGAUUCCAGCGAGCUGCCCUCGUGCUUGCAGCAACUACGAAAGAUAACUGAAUUCAAAACUGUUUGCGAAGGUGUAGCUGACGGAAUUUUAUUUUGGUAUGACGCUUCAUUUCAUUCUUAUCGCUAUAGCUCCCUACUGGAGGAGACAAACGCUCGUUGUGGCAUGUUUCUAUUUGAUAAAAGUAGGGAGUUGCCAGCUGGAGAAAGUCUUGUAUUCAAAACUUCUCUGUACCAUGGCAACGUGAUCAUUGAAGAGGUGGUAUGACA
Messenger RNA from Enterobius vermicularis (human pinworm), 2225 nucleotides. NCBI's taxonomy places the organism in Eukaryota, Metazoa, Nematoda, Chromadorea, Rhabditida, Oxyuridae. The record is from the annotation of a GenBank genome assembly.